AGGAACAUGGGGACCGGAGCCCCAGCCUCGGAGCAGACCAACUGUGCCAAAGGGGACCCACAGGCUUAUUACCCUAAAAAACGUAGAGGUGCCGAGGCUGUGCUGGCUACAGACUGCGAGAACCCGGAGGAUGAUCGACCUCCAUCUGAGGCGGGCGGCUGCAAUGCCCAAGACUCGGGGCAGCUCAUGGCUUCCUACGAGGGUAAAGCCAAGGGCUACCAGGUGCCUCCCUUUGGGUGGCGCAUCUGCCUGGCUCAUGAAUUUACAGAGAAAAGGAAACCCUUCAAUGCCAACAACAUCUCCCUAAGCAACUUGGUAAAACAUCUGGGCAUGGGCUUUAGGUACUUGCACUGGUGGUACCGGAAAACCCAGGUGGAGAAGAAGAAGCCUUUUAUCGACAUCAUCAAUUCUGUGCCCCUGAGACAGAUCUAUGGUUGUCCCUUGGGUGGCAUCGGGGGAGGCACUAUCACUCGUGGCUGGAGAGGCCAGUUCUGUCGUUGGCAGCUUAAUCCGGGAAUGUACGAGCACCAAACAGUCAUUGCUGACCAAUUCACAGUGUGCUUACGUCGGAAAGGGCAAACCGUGUACCAACAAGUACUAUCGGUGGAACGCCCGAGUGUCCUGCGCAGCUGGAACUGGGGCCUGUGCGGGUACUUUGCAUUCUACCAUGCCCUCUACCCCCGAGCCUGGACUGUCUAUGAGCUUCCUGGCCAGAAUGUCACCCUUACCUGCCGCCAGAUAACACCCAUCUUGCCUCAUGAAUACCAGGACAGCAGCCUGCCUGUAGGCGUGUUUGUAUGGGAUGUGGAAAAUGAAGGAGACGAAGCCGUGGACGUGUCCAUCAUGUUCUCCAUGCGGAAUGGACUAGGGGGUGGAGAUGACGCCCCCGGGGGUUUGUGGAACGAGCCCUUCCGUCUGGAGCACGAUGGGAACACUGUUCAGGGCCUGCUGCUGCACCACCCAACCCUUCCAAACCCCUACACGAUGGCUGUGGCUGCACGAUGCACGGCAGAGACCACAGUAACGCACAGCACGGCCUUUGACCCCGACAGCACUGGGCAGCAGGUGUGGCAGGAUCUACUUCAAGAUGGACAGCUGGACUCCCCCACUGGUCCAAGCACCCCCACGCAGAAAGGAGAAGGUGUCGCUGGGGCUGUGUGUGUUUCCUGCAAGCUGCCAGCCCGAGGCCACUGCCAUUUAGAGUUCUCACUGGCUUGGGACAUGCCCAAAAUCAUGUUUGGAGCUAAGGGCCAGAGCUACUAUAGGAGAUACACGAGGUUCUUUGGCCCAGAUGGUAAGGCAGCACCUGCCCUUAGCCACCACGCGCUGUGCCGACACGCAGACUGGGAAGAGAAGAUCUCAGCUUGGCAGAGCCCAGUACUGGAGGACAGAUCCUUGCCUGCCUGGUACAAAUCUGCACUGUUCAAUGAACUAUACUUCCUGGCCGACGGAGGCACGGUAUGGCUGGAAGUUCCUGAGAACGUCCUCCCCGAGGAGCUGAUGGGGGUCAUGCGGCAGCUGCGCCCCACCCUGCAGGAGUAUGGUCGAUUUGGCUACCUUGAAGGCCAGGAAUAUCGCAUGUAUAACACAUACGACGUCCACUUUUAUGCGUCCUUUGCCCUCGUCAUGCUCUGGCCCAAACUUGAGCUCAGCUUGCAGUAUGACAUGGCUCUGGCUACACUCCGGGAGGACCUGACACAGCGACGGUACCUAAUGAGUGGGAUAACAGCACCUGUGAAGAGAAGGAACGUCAUCCCCCAUGAUAUUGGGGACCCAGACGAUGAGCCGUGGCUCCGGGUCAAUGCCUAUCUGAUCCAUGAUACAGCUGACUGGAAGGACCUGAACCUGAAGUUUGUGCUGCAGGUUUACCGUGACUAUUACCUGACGGGCGAUGAGGGCUUCCUGAGGGACAUGUGGCCUGUGUGUCUGGCUGUGAUGGAGUCUGAACUCAAGUUUGACAAGGACCAAGAUGGGCUCAUUGAGAACGGAGGCUACGCAGAUCAGACCUAUGACGGAUGGGUUGCUACAGGCCCCAGUGCCUACUGUGGAGGACUGUGGCUGGCAGCUGUGGCUGUAAUGGUUCAGAUGGCUUCUCUGUGUGAGGCACCGGACAUCCGGGACAAGUUUUCUUCCAUUCUUAGCCGAGGCCGAGAAGCCUUUGAGAGACUGCUCUGGAAUGGUCGCUAUUACAACUAUGAUUGCAGCUCUCAGUCUCAGUCCUGUAGCAUCAUGUCUGACCAGUGUGCUGGCCAGUGGUUCCUGAGGGCCUGUGGUCUGGGAGAAGGAGACACUGAGGUUUUUCCUACUCCACACGUGGUCCGUGCUCUCCAAACUAUUUUCGAGCUCAACGUCCAGGCCUUUGCAGGAGGGGCAAUGGGUGCUGUGAAUGGGAUGCAGCCUCACGGUGUCCCGGAUAGAUCCAGCGUCCAGUCUGAUGAAGUCUGGGUGGGUGUGGUCUACAGCCUGGCAGCGACCAUGAUCCAGGAGGGCCUGACUUGGGAAGGCUUUCAGACAGCGGAAGGCUGCUACCGUACGGUGUGGGAGCGCCUGGGCCUGGCCUUCCAGACUCCUGAGGCAUACUGCCAGCGGCAGGUGUUCCGCUCACUGGCCUACAUGCGCCCCCUGAGCAUCUGGGCCAUGCAGCUGGCCCUGCAACAGCAGCGGCGGCACAAAAAAGCCCGUCAGGGCACAGGACUAAGCGCAGAGGACAAGUUUGGACUAAAGGGAGCGACAGCAAGCCUGAGCCCAGAGUGAGUCCUCUGAGCUGUGGGAAGGAGGCACUACCGUCCCAGCCUCCAUCCUGGCAUGACCUCCUUCCCUCCAAGUUGCCUGCAACCCUGAGCCACCAGGACAAUCAUGCCCUUCCCAUGCCCCAUCCAACUGUGCCAGUAAAGAAGGGAUGAGGGUUCACCCAGGUAUCAGAAUCACUUAUUUAUUUCUUUUCUCACCCCUCCCCGUCUCACUGCAUGAAAUGCUCGAGGAAGUCAGUUCAUUCAUUCCCCCAGGGGAUACGGGAUGAUGAUGAUGAUAUAUAUAUAUAUAUAUAUAUAUGUACAUGUAUAUGUAUAAAUUAAAAACAAACUCAAAGCCA
Molecule: messenger RNA, 3091 nt
Organism: Erinaceus europaeus (western European hedgehog)
Lineage: Eukaryota; Metazoa; Chordata; Mammalia; Eulipotyphla; Erinaceidae
Gene: GBA2
Product: glucosylceramidase beta 2
Exons: 17
Coding region: 7-2754 (915 amino acids)
Biological process (GO): glucosylceramide catabolic process; carbohydrate metabolic process; central nervous system development
Cellular component (GO): membrane
Molecular function (GO): glucosylceramidase activity; beta-glucosidase activity
Source: RefSeq, a predicted model, not a curated record